Messenger RNA from Dunckerocampus dactyliophorus (ringed pipefish), 1900 nucleotides. RefSeq names its product NIPA-like protein 2. The record is from RefSeq and is a predicted model, not a curated record. Gene Ontology annotation, molecular function: magnesium ion transmembrane transporter activity. NCBI's taxonomy places the organism in Eukaryota, Metazoa, Chordata, Actinopteri, Syngnathiformes, Syngnathidae. Gene Ontology annotation, cellular component: membrane. Bases 128 to 1225 code for a protein of 365 amino acids. The transcript has 11 exons. Gene Ontology annotation, biological process: magnesium ion transport.
CCUGAGUUUGGUCUGCGGUGGCGUGGGUGCGGGAUGCAGGGGAUAGACAGGGGUGACAAACUGAAGUCAAAGAUGUAAAAAAGAAGCUUUGCAAGAUUAAAAAUUCUCGUCUUAUGAUUAAGAAAACAUGGCGAAUUUAAGUGUUCCUUGGGAAGGUCUCAAUUUGACUAUCGCGCUGACUCACCGGGCUGAAGUCCUGGAAAAUCCUCUUCAGACAUAUCUCCUGGGAAUCAUCAUCUCUAUUUGUGGGAACGUCCUCAUCAGCAUUUCACUCAACAUACAGAAAUAUGCCCAUGUCCGUCAAUCUCAGCGUGGCUCCAAGCCCUACUACACCUCUGUGCUGUGGUGGGGUGGUGUCCUUCUCAUGGGUGUUGGUGAAUUGGGGAAUUUUGCUGCCUACGGCUUUGCUCCAGCAUCCCUCAUAGCCCCACUGGGUUGCGUGUCUGUCAUAGCCAGCGCUCUCAUAUCUGUGAUUUUCCUGAAGGAGACAGUGUGCGUCUCUGACAUUGUAGGUGGAACACUGGCAAUAACUGGAACCUACGUCCUUGUGACAUUUGCCCCCCACACUUCAACUCACAUUACAGCCCAUCUCGUCCAGUUCUAUGCCAUCAGCUGGCACUUCCUGCUCUACCUUACAAUAGAGGUCAUCAUCUUUUGCAUCCUGCUCUUCCUGUACACAAAGAAGAAUAUGAAGCACAUUGUGGUUGUGAUGCUGCUGGUGGCGCUGCUUGCUUCUCUUACGGUCAUCUCAGUCAAGGCUGUGUCAGGAAUGAUCACGGAGUCCAUAAAAGGUCAUCUGCAAUUCAUCUAUCCCAUCUUCUAUGUCAUGCUUGUCAUCAUGGUGGCAUCCUGUGCUUUCCAAAUCAAAUUUCUUAAUCAGGCAAUGAAAAUGUUUGACGCCACAGAGGUCGUUCCCAUCAACUUUGUGUUUUUCACUGCAAGUGCCAUCGUUGCAGGGAUAAUCUUUUACCAGGAAUUUGAAGGCUUAGCAUUGUUGAAUAUUUUCAUGUUCAUUUUUGGCUGCCUUCUGUCUUUCCUUGGAGUUUUCCUGAUAGCCCGAAGCAGACCAAAAGUGAAGCAACAAGAUCGGAACUUUAUUUCAAUGGAUAUGGUCCCAGGGAGAAGACACAUGGACAAAGUGCAGCCUGAGGCUAACACUCAAACAUAUGGAUCGCUGGCAGCCAAGCUCAUGUGUAACAGAGCUGGCCAAACAGACGACUCUUAGGACCAGACCCAUCUGUGGAGACUUUGAGAAGUAUGUGAACACAUGCCUUUGACUGGGACAAAAGUGAGAGAAAAUGGGCAGUAUUGGCCACUUACACCGGAAACUAUUGUGUUCUCCUCCGUAGUGUUUUUUGUACCACUACUUAUCGGUCCUGCAACUGCUCGCAAGUGAUAAGGAGAUUUUGAGAAACAACUGUCAAAAUAAGAACUGAAUGGGAACUAACAUCAACUUGUCGAGCUGGAAUAAAUGGUCCAAUGUGUCAAUGUGUGAUGACUUGUACAUUAAAUAAAAAUGUACUCAGUCUGAAACAUUUAUCCGUGCACAUUUAAAUAAAAAAGCACUUCUGCCCCCUGAUGGUGAGGGAUGAAUGUAAAUCAUCGCACUUGUGGUUGAGGUGGAUUAGUUAAAAAGGAUCAGAACCACUAAACCCUCUGCAUGUGCAAUACUGUAUGUACAUCACACUUCACCUCUCAAAACCUCAGACCAGCAUCUAAACUUAGUGGUUGCCAAGCAACCAAACUUACCUACCACCCACACAUUAAGUAGCUCAAGAUUCAAUGUUAAAGUGCAAGUUCAGUGCCUGAUCUUAAACUGCCUGUGUUGUGUAAUUUGGCAUUUAGAAGCCAUAGCUUGGUGAAGGUGAUAGUAAUCACCUACUCUCUUCCAGUGUAGCUU